Phanerochaete carnosa HHB-10118-sp is the source of this 1014-nucleotide messenger RNA. RefSeq lists its product as uncharacterized. Gene Ontology annotation, molecular function: heme binding; monooxygenase activity; oxidoreductase activity, acting on paired donors, with incorporation or reduction of molecular oxygen. The transcript is spliced from 7 exons. The record is from RefSeq and is a predicted model, not a curated record. Lineage: Eukaryota; Fungi; Basidiomycota; Agaricomycetes; Polyporales; Phanerochaetaceae. The coding region runs from base 1 to 1014 and encodes 337 amino acids.
AUGACAAGCAUCCCAUUGUCAUAUGUUGGAGAGCUUACGACAGCGCAAGUUGUUGCUGGAGUUGCUCUCGUAUGGCUGCUCAUCUGCCACUUGAGCGCAAAGAAUCUCCAUCAUAUCCCGACCAAAGGUGGACCCUCUUUUCCAAUCAUCUCUUUCAUCAGGCUAUACAACUUCCUCACCCAUGGAAGAGAGAUUAUGCAGCGAGGUUAUCAGCGGCACAAGGACAGAACUUUCAAGGUCGCCAUGGUGGAUCGCUGGCUUGUUGUGCUCUCCAGUAAGAAGUUGGUCGACAAGCUACAGAAGAUGCCGGACAACACAGUAUCAUCCGCUACGACAGAGAUUCUCGAGAUGCCUCACAUGUUUGACUCUAACUGGCACAAAGAUCCCGUUCAUGUGCCAAUACUACGAAAUCUCACGCGUAAUCUCACGUUGUUAUUUGAAGAAAUGUUUGACAAGCUCACCGCGGCCUUCUGGGAGCAUAUUCCUGCGAACAGCGAUUGUUGGUUGCCAGUCCAUGCUUCUCCUGUCAUGAACACAAUUGUUACACGUGUUGCAAACUGCAUGUUUGUUGGCAUGCCUACUUGUUGGGACAGUGGCUAUGUACACAUGAUGGUACACUUUGCAGAGGAUGUAAGCAAAGCGGUGGAGCUUCUAGCAAUACUCCCCGGCUUUAUGAAGCGCAUUGUCAGCAGAAAGGCCACAGUCAUUGAUAAACGCGUUCAACAAUGUCUCGACUACCUGCGGCCAGCCAUUGAUGACCAGAUGACCAUGAUGACUAGGUUUGGGAAGGACUGGGUAGACAAGCCAAACGACCUCUUGCAGUGGAUUAUCAAUGAAGUUGUAGCACACAAUCAGGGGCCGGAAGAGGUUGCGCGCAUAGUGUUGUUCAUCAACUUCGGAGCUGUUGGAACAACCUCAUCCAUAAGUUUUCAAAAUUGCAAAGCCAGAAGUAGUAAUCUGGUGUAUUUCAGGCCAUACUGUCGUGGGCGUAGCCCCAGCCUCCUAUUUUAUUAA